AUGUGGAGACGCUUCAGAAGUUUGAUAUUGCUGCUUGCAAUAUGGAACGAAGCAUCCGCAGGCCCCAUGUUCCGUAGCCCGUGUGAGUUGCUCCCGGUGGGACAGGGACACCCGGUGCAGGCACUGUCCAAAAGCUUCACUGCUCUGGCUGGAUGUGCGAGCCGUGGCACCAGCGCUCUGCCUGAGGAGGUGCAUGUGGUCAACCUCCGUGGGCAGAGGACAGACGAGCGGGACGGGACCCCUCCGCCAACGGUGGAGCUCCAUCUGAAGCCGAUCCAGUCCCUGCUGCGUCAUCAGAAGGCCCUAGUGUUUGUGCUGAACUCUCCACAGCCGCUCACAUGGAAGAUCCAAGCCGAAAACCUGACCCCCGGCGUCACGCGCACCUUUCAUCGUGCAGAAAAUAAUAAAGCUGUGGUCAUUCGUUCUGUUUCCCAAGCUGCUUUGCAGGCGAGCUAUGCCAUACUGUCAUAG
This is a messenger RNA of Knipowitschia caucasica, 471 nucleotides long. The record is from the annotation of a GenBank genome assembly. Lineage: Eukaryota; Metazoa; Chordata; Actinopteri; Gobiiformes; Gobiidae.